This is a messenger RNA of Caenorhabditis elegans, 605 nucleotides long. RefSeq lists its product as uncharacterized. Lineage: Eukaryota; Metazoa; Nematoda; Chromadorea; Rhabditida; Rhabditidae. The record is from RefSeq and is marked reviewed.
UCCUCCAUUAGCAUCUCAAAUUCUCUCCAUCAAUGUCGUAUAUGGAACAAAUCCCACCUUACGAGUACUACAAGUACGUGUUUGGAACCAGAUGUGCCGUUCUUGCAUGCUCAUCUUUUGAGCUUAUGAUGGUGCUCUUAGGUUCACUUGGAGAUAGUAAUGUUCUUGCAAAACUCUUCUAUCUCGUGUUCCUUGGUGCUUCUGCUGCAGUUUCUGGUUUCAAUCUUCAACAGAACAUCGAUGGUCGUGAUGAAAUUAAAAAGAUCACCGGAUCCGGAGACAAUGAGACUCGUGGAAAAGCAGCUGCUCUUGUCGGGAUUCCAGCUCUUGCUGCAGUUUUUGUGUUCCUGUGCGUAUCAGGUCAUGCAUUCUUCUCGUUGUUCGUGUUGGUUCAUGUUCUCGCUUCAAUCGGACAACUCGGUAUUGAAGCUUACGAGGUGAGAAAUGGAUUCUGUAUCAAAGCUCCAGAAAACAAGAAAGCUGUAGCUGAUUCGUACGAUCAAAAUUAUCAAAUUUUGAAUAUGGUUCAAGACAGUGUUUUUGACAAGAAGUGAUCUCUUUUGUUCCCAUGGACUAUCUGCAUUGAAUAAACGUGAAAGUUGCUG